Molecule: messenger RNA, 717 nt
Organism: Corvus hawaiiensis (hawaiian crow)
Lineage: Eukaryota; Metazoa; Chordata; Aves; Passeriformes; Corvidae
Product: hydroxyproline dehydrogenase-like
Exons: 6
Coding region: 1-717 (238 amino acids)
Cellular component (GO): mitochondrion
Molecular function (GO): proline dehydrogenase activity; FAD binding
Source: RefSeq, a predicted model, not a curated record
AUGGGGCAGGAGAAGUCUGGGGGUCGAUCUGUGGGGCCAGAGGAGUCUACGGGGGGAUCUGUGGGGCAGGGAGGGUCGGAAGAUUGGGAGGGGUCCCUGGGUUCCCCAUUGCAGGUGCAGGUGAGGGAGGGCCGGGCCUUGGCGGCCCUGGGAGGGUGGGAGCUGCUCCGGGGCCUGCUCGUGUUCGCCCUCUGCUCCAACGACCGGCUGGCGCAGGACCCCGAGGCGUUCCUGAGGUGGUCCCGGCGGCUGCUGGGUCCCCACCUGUGGCGGGCGCUGCUCUCCGUGUCCCUGUGGGGCCAAUUCGCUGUCGGCCGGAGCCCGGCGGCCGUGCAGAGCCUGUCCCAGCGGCUCCGGGCCCGGGGCCUGCGCCCGAUGCUGGCCCUGCCCAUCGAGGGCGAGGGGCCUGAUGGUGAGGGCGAGGACUGGUUCGAGCAGAACUGUGGGGCGGCCCUGGAAUGUGUGGGGCUGGCGGCCGCGUCGGGCCCCGAACCCGCGAUGCAGCUCAAGCUGACGGCGCUGCUGAGCCAGAGCCUCUGCGAGAAGCUCUCGCUCCGAUUGGCCGAGCCGGAGGGGGCGGAGCUGAGCCCAGAUAUGGUGGCAGCCAUGUUGGGUGGGCAGGUGCCGCAGCUCACCUGGCUCAGGCCCGGCCGAGAACCACCUGGGCACACCUGGGACUGCCUAAAACACACCUGGGCACAGCUGGCGACUGCCUAA